GGCGUGUCAAAAACAAAGCGUCUUUUUAUAGGUGAUUGUGUUAAUUUUUCAUCUGAAAUUUUCAUAUAACAUUGUUUAUUUGUUCCAUAAGAAUUAUAAAAUACCUCAAAUAAUUGGGGCAUACACAGAACUCAAAUCAUAAAUUGAUUAUAAAAAAGUGUGUAAUUAGGAAUAAAUCGUUAAACGGCAUAACCUCUAAAAAUAGUGACAUAAAUAAUAAAGGAAAAUGAAAGAAGAAGCAGAGACGAAUAGAAAAUUGCCGCCUAAAUUGAUGGGUGGAAAUACAUGUAGUGCAAAUACAUUGACUACAAAUACCCCUAGCAAACAGCAAAGUGAUGAAAUCCUCAGCGCUUUAUUGCGUAUGAAUAAUUUUGAUUCGAUAUCAAGCAUCAAGGAUGAAUCACUGGACAUAGAUCUAUCGGCAUGUGUUACCAUCACGGGCGACCCAUCAGGGAUAAUAGGAGGAAACAGUCUAUCUUCUUUGGACUUUUGGCGGGUCUUAGAUGAGAGUGCUCAAACAACUCAACUCGAUAAUGGCAGCAGUUGCAGUAGCGGCAACAAGGAUAGGCCUUCGUCACCAUCAGCUUCCAGCAUUAUAGCUUUAACCACUGACUAUAAAAGCGAGCUGAAAGACGUACUAAAAAAACAACAAACCGAUUUUAGUGGUACUUUCUUGCGACCCGAAGCACCAUCAUCAACGGGUAUUGGCUUUAGUCCUCUUAAGCGUGCAGCCAAACCUAUGCCUACGGAGCAAAUUGUUAAAUUUGAUAUGCAACAAUUGCGAGACAAAUCUCCUACGGGAAAUUCAAUGAAAUUAGAAGGAAUCCCUUGGUUAGCUCCUAUCUACAUACAGUCAAUACCAAAGACCAUCGAAAGCAAUAUCACAAAAAAUAUGGAAACCGUGAACAAGGUGGCACAGAUUAAGAACGAAAUAAAUAUAAUUCCGAAUCCAUCAACGCCACCGCCUUUAGUAAUUUUGGACAAUGGAUGUCAAGAUAUACCAAAGUCAACAGCCGAAUUACUAUAUCAGUGCCUCGAUUGUGAAGGGAAUGUAUUUCAAGAUGCAAACGAGUUAUCCAAACAUACAAAUCAUCGAAUAAAUUAUAAAUGCUCGGAAUGUGAAAAAGAAUUUGAUCUGGAAACGUCUCUAAAAAAACACUUGAAAACCCAUCGACCGCUAGAUGCGCGCAAGGAUGCAUGGAAAAAGUGUCCAGAUUGUGGCAAGUGCCUUAAACUUGGUAGUAUGUGGAUGCAUCGCAAAAUUCAUGCAGAAAAUAAAAAAUACGGUUGUGAUAUUUGUGGGCAAAAAUUUGUUCAAAAAAUUAAUCUCACUCAUCACACUAGAGUUCAUACUGCUGAAAAACCUUAUGAGUGUUCCGAAUGUCAAAAGCGUUUUCAGGAGCGUAGCCAUUUACAAAGACAUCAAAAAUAUCAUGCUCAAACACGAUCGUACCGCUGCGAUAAGUGUGGUAAAAUGUACAAAACUGAACGAUGUCUGAAGGUGCACAAUCUAGUGCAUUUGGAGCAAAGACCAUUCGCUUGCACAGUUUGCGACAAAUCGUUUAUUUCGAAUUCCAAAUUAAAGCAACAUUCUAAUAUACAUACGGGGGAAAGACCUUUCAAAUGCAAUUAUUGUCCUAGGGAUUUUACAAAUUUUCCCAACUGGCUAAAGCAUACUAGACGCCGUCAUAAGGUCGACCAUAAGACUGGUGAAAUGCUUGAAAAUAUUCCUUCAUAUUGCUCAAAAAAGUCAACACGUACUCCAAAGGAAAAGAAAAAUAAUGAAAGCGCCAUUGCAAUAACAACGGCUGCAACAGCGGCCAACACAAAACCGACAGAGCCGGUAUUGCCUGUCCAAGGUAACAAGGCAAUUCAAAAAAUCAAUCAAAAAGACAACUCUGAUCUCAUAAAAUCGAAUGUUAAGCAAUUAACGUCUUUAAAUGCUGUUAACAAGGCUGUUAAUAUUGCAACGUCAACCACUGACAAGUUGGGAACAUCAGCUCCGCCGCCCUUGGCUAAAAUGCCUACAAAACGUAAAAAGAAACUGUCGCCUGCAUCGGAUGUGGAACUGAAAAGAAACCAAGAUGGAAUUCAUUAUAAAUCGAGAACUACAACGUCACAGAAUAUCACCUUAGCUACGAAUGGAGGGCCGCCACCCUUAACUCUAGUUUUUAACGCAAAACAUAUAAAUCCACCUACGACCAUCACCCUAAAUAAACCUAUGAAAACCAUUGCAAAUCCGACAGUAAAGAAGCCUGAAAAAGCUAAACGGGAACGUAAACAGUCAAUGCCAAAGCAAGUGCAACAGGUUCCGCCGCCACUACUUAUCAAAAAAGAAUUUAUCGAACCAAAUGUCGAUUUGAAGAUAUGUAAUAUAUCGCAUCCGCAAACAGUAAUGCAACCGCAUCAAGCUAAAGCAAAUUUUCCUGAUUUGCACUGUUUGAGCAUUAACUCAGCUGAGGAACUGAUUAUAGAGCAGGCAUUAGAAAUGGAAGAAUGUGGUCUGUAUAAAGCCCCCACAACAGUGGGUGACGUUAUAGUGCAUAAUUUUGCGGAUACUGAUAAUGCUAUAUCAUCGGAAGCUGUGGCAGAUUUACAUUUCAAAAUCAAGCAGGAACAUGAUUUCGAAUUGAAAUUGAAAUCGGAUGAUUUAGAUUUGCUUAAGAAGAGCAUGUGCUCUUCCCUAGAGUCGUCGCCGUUUUCUUCUCCUGCCUCAAUGGAAUUUGCAAGUUCUUCUACGCUCUUAAACACUACCACAGCAGAAUUUGUCGGUAAUAACUUUUAUUUGCCCACUUUCAGCAUUAGCAAUCAAGUUGUAAGCAAUGAUAACGGUAAAAUCGAGCAAACAUCAAAUAGUUCAAUAACAACCGAACUGCCUCAACUUAUCGCUACAAAUAUUUCAGUGCCCCAAAUUAUUCAAGUAGAUAAUAGACCUUCACGUUCCAACGAUCAAACGAUUGUUUCUUCACCAAAGCAAACUAUUAUUAAUCAGGUUUAUUUGCCACUGGCGGUAAAUGCAAGUCCCGCAGUAAUUAUGAAAUCAAAUCAAGCGUUGCCUUCCGUGGACACUUUACUAUUUUCGCAUUCGAAAUUGGGCAUAUUUAAUGGUCGCGGCUUGACUAAGCAAGUGGCAACCACUGCUCAACACAACUUGUCCUAAUCCAAAGUCUAGAAAGGUAAAUGAAAAACAACUCUAUAAUAAUGAAGAAAUUAUGGAGGUGUUAGUCUUAUAAGUCCAAUUUUGUACUCGUUUUGUACCAAUUUACCAAUAUUUGCUGUCAUGUUAUGGGAAAAACAUUUUAACGAUAAAGUUUCACCUUGUAAAACUAAGUUCCGUUUUGCUAUUUUCACUAUAUCAAAGUGAAAAUUUAACAUAUGUUUACAAAUUAAAUGUUUUUUCCUUUCUUUUUUUU
This is a messenger RNA of Glossina fuscipes, 3413 nucleotides long. It is a transcript of the gene wdn, whose product is annotated as serendipity locus protein H-1. The coding region runs from base 227 to 3160 and encodes 977 amino acids. The transcript is spliced from 3 exons. NCBI's taxonomy places the organism in Eukaryota, Metazoa, Arthropoda, Insecta, Diptera, Glossinidae. The record is from RefSeq and is a predicted model, not a curated record.